UCGCUCGUUUAUUUCAUCAGGUUCAUUUUUCUUUAGAGUAUUUUUUUGUAAUCUUUCAGUCUGAUCAAUUCGGAAGGAGUGGCCCUGUACUAGUCUUGGUGCUUCGCUCAUGUAUAUGUAUAACCGACUACCCACUGGGUGAUAUUACAUGACGGUUUCUCCCCGGCUUUUUAAACCCAUAUGUAUGCAAGCAUUUAAGUCCACAUGCUAUGCAGGCAUUUAACUCCACAUGCAUAUUCAUUCUAUGCAGAAAAUAUACGCAUACGUCUGCGCAAGCUUCCCAGCAACUGGUGUGCGUGUAAUUGCGUCGUGCCCGACCAUGCAUACGCACUGCCAGAACCAUCCAGUGGCUAUAUCACGGAUACAGUCCAUAGUCUGGGCGUACACACGUCAUUGGUCGCAUUUCACACAGAUACGGCACGCGAGUAUGAGUCCACGUUUGCCAAGCGCAGCAUCUACCGCUGGUGUUGUUCUGCAUCAUCGCCGAUGUCGGGCAUUGACAGUAACUAUCACGUAGUCGCACAUUCGACAGCUGUAUCUCUUGGACUAUUCAUGUACGGAUAUACUUGUGCCAUUUAAUAGCCUGGAAUGGUUGAAUUUGUUUGGGCGUGCACAACAGGUCCUCUCCGCGUGCUCAGCAUAUGCUGUCCAACCAUGUGUCAUGCAUAUGCUUCCUCUAUAGAGCCGUUUAUGGACUAUAGGGUAAGGGCGCCGCAGAUGCGCGUCAGUGCGUGUGAUUCAGGAUGUAUGGACAUAGUAG
Sphaeroforma arctica JP610 is the source of this 760-nucleotide messenger RNA. RefSeq lists its product as hypothetical. The record is from RefSeq and is a predicted model, not a curated record. NCBI's taxonomy places the organism in Eukaryota, Ichthyosporea, Ichthyophonida. Bases 205 to 579 code for a protein of 124 amino acids. The transcript has a single exon.